Molecule: messenger RNA, 1608 nt
Organism: Aureobasidium uvarum
Lineage: Eukaryota; Fungi; Ascomycota; Dothideomycetes; Dothideales; Saccotheciaceae
Source: the annotation of a GenBank genome assembly
AUGGUUUGGGGAUACCAUGCUGCAGAGCCCAACUCCUACCUCGUCAUCACUGGCGCAGGUGUCAAGGGAUUGAAGCUCACCAAAAAGGCUAUGGUCCUGCCUUUCCAGAAGGUCACCAAAAUAUCCGUCACUCCUUUCCACUUCACAACCGACCUGCAGGCCAUGACAUCUGAGAAGCUGCAAGUCUGUCUGCCAGCCGUCUUCACCAUUGGUCCCAAGGAUGAUCAAGAAUCACUCAUGAGGUAUGCCGGCUUGAUGACAGACAGCACCUCGGACGCUGGCGUUGCCAGCCGCCAGCACAUUCAAGACAUCAUCAUGGGCAUCGUCGAAGGCGAGACCAGAUCCGUCGUCUCCAACAUUACCAUGAAGGAGCUCUUCGAGAAGCGCAGCCUCUACCGAACAAAGGUCGUCGAGCACGUCCAAACCGAACUUACACAGUUUGGGCUCCAUAUCUACAAUGCCAGUAUCAAGGAACUCCGCGAUAUGGUUGGAUCGCACUACUUCGAGUUCCAGUCCAAGAAAGCACACGAAGGUGCUCAGAAUCAAGCCAAAGUCGAUGUGGCACAUGCCCGUAUGCUAGGUGAAAUCGGAGAAGCCGAAAACCUAGGCCGCACCAAACAGGAAAUCGCAAAGAUCAAUGCCAACACCGCCGUCCAAGAAACCGAGCGCAAGAUCGAAAAGGCAAUGGCAGAUUCCCGCUUCAAAUCCCAGGAAAUCGACAUUGAGAGAAAACUAAACAUCGAGCGUAUCCAAGCCGAACGCGCCGCCGAGCUCAGAGAUGCAGACCUUCAAAAGGGCGUGCAAGAAAGCAAAGCCUUGAUGGAACUCGAGCGCAUGAGAGCAACCACCGUGACAAAAGCCAAAGUAGCAAAGGAAUCANGCAGCUCAAGAAGCAGAUGCACAACUCUACAAGGCCCGUCAAGCCGCAGAAGCGAACGCAUUCCAGCAAUCAAAAACCGCCGACGUCGAACUCUACACCACCGAAAAGCAAGCAGCAGGCCACUUUCACAAAAAACAACGCGAGACAGAAGCAAAGUUCNNCUCCAAGACAGCAAAGCCGCAGACGCCUCUCUGUACCGCAAACAACAAGACGCCCUCGGUGACCUCGAAAGCAGAAAGGCACAAGCGACCGGCGACCUCGAGAUCCAAAAGGCGCAAGCAGCAGGUGACUUUGAGAUCCAAAAGGCUCAAGCAGAAGCCCUCUACAUCCGCCACGAGCGCGAAGCAGCAGGAAUCAUCCAACUCGCCACCGCCUACGAAAAACUCGGCAAUGUGCUGGGAGGCCCUCAAGGCGUGCGCGACUGGAUGAUGCUCCAAAACAACAUUCCCGUACAACUCGCAAAGGCAAAUGCCGAAGCCAUCAGAGGUUUGCAGCCAAAGAUCAAUGUCUGGACUACGGGCUCGCAGGAAGGUGCUGCUGCAGAUUCCUUUGCGCCCAUCAAGAAUAUCAUGCAGAGUUUGCCUCCGCUGUUUUCGACGAUUCAGGAUCAGACGGGUAUGAUGCCGCCGGCUUGGUUGGCGCAGAUGCCUAAUGGACAUGGCCGAACGGACUCUGCUCACGACCUUCCAAAUGCUCUACAGAAGCACAAGGGUAUCAAUGGUUCUUAA